This is a messenger RNA of Acanthosepion pharaonis, 1254 nucleotides long. The record is from the annotation of a GenBank genome assembly. NCBI's taxonomy places the organism in Eukaryota, Metazoa, Mollusca, Cephalopoda, Sepiida, Sepiidae.
AUGGAACAGUGUAUCUAUCUAUCUAUCUAUCUAUCUAUCUAUCUAUCUAUCUAUCUAUCUAUCUGCUCAUAUCUAUAUAAGCUUUUUUUUCAUAUUUAUCUAAUGGACAAAUUUUCACGAGAAUUUAUCCAUCUUACCUUCUAUCCUUCUAUCUAUCUAUCUAUCUAUCUAUCUAUCUAUCUAUCUAUCUAUCUUUGUACUAACUCUCUCUCUCUCUCUCUCUCUCUCUCUCUCUCUCUCUCUCUCUCUCUCUCAUUUGCAAAAUUAUUGUGCUUGAAAGAUAUCAACACAUGCGUUAGCCUCCCACGUGAUCUCUACACAUUUGUGCGCAAAUUACAUCAGUAUGCUUGCAUCAUUCUAUCUAUCUAUCUAUCUAUCUAUCUAUCUAUCUAUCUAUCUAUCUUCGUCUGUUGUUUAUCUAUGUAUCUAUCUAUCUAUCUAUUAUCGUCAUGUGAUUAUCUAUCUAUCUAUCGUCAUGUGAUUAUCUAUCUAUCUAUCUAUCUAUCCCCGUCUGUUGAUUAUCUAUCUAUCUAUCUAUCUAUCUAUCUAUCUAUCUAUCUAUCUAUCUAUCGUCAUGUGAUUAUCUAUCUAUCUAUCUAUCUAUCUAUCGAUCUAUCUAUCUAUCUAUCUAUGGCUUUUUCCCUUUCUAUGUCUUUGAAACCGUGUUGGCUUUAUAUUCUUAGUGUUUUUCUUUUUAUCUUUCUCUCUUUUUUAUUUCUCAAUAACUUUGUUUCGUUCUUUCUUUUCUUCUUCCUUUCGUUUCGAUUUUAUAUUCAUAUUUUUUUAUUUUUUUCAUUCUCUCUUUUUUUUUCCUUUCUAAAUAUCUUUUGUUCUUUUUUCUUUUCAUCUCCCUCUCUUUUCGGAUUUGCUUUCAGUUUUUCAUUCUUUCUUUCUCUUUUUUUAUUCCUUAUUAAAUUUCUUUCGUUCUUUAUUUUGUUUCCUUUCUUUUCGAAUUUACAUCAUUUUUUUUCCUUUAUUAUCUUUCACGUCUUUUGUCCUUUCUUUCGUCCUUUUUUCUUUCUUUCCGUAUUUAGAUUAGGUUUUUUUCUUUCUCUUUUUAAUUCAGACAAUCCUUCCUGCCUUCCUUUUGAUUUACAUCUUUUCUUUCGUUCGCUAUCCUUUGCUUACUUUCUUUUAGAAUCUCAAUUUUAUCUUAUUUUUUUCAUUGCUUUCUUCUUUAUGCUUUCAUCUUCUAUCAUUCUUUCUUUAACCAAUUCAUCUCCUUCUACAUUUUCAAUGACCCACAUUAUAUGA